Messenger RNA from Nerophis ophidion (straightnose pipefish), 3417 nucleotides. RefSeq names its product GINS complex subunit 2 (gene gins2). Bases 149 to 697 code for a protein of 182 amino acids. Lineage: Eukaryota; Metazoa; Chordata; Actinopteri; Syngnathiformes; Syngnathidae. The transcript has 5 exons. Gene Ontology annotation, biological process: DNA replication; double-strand break repair via break-induced replication. The record is from RefSeq and is a predicted model, not a curated record. Gene Ontology annotation, cellular component: GINS complex; nucleus.
CACCUUCGACCAAUCACGCCUCUUUGCUGGUUGUGACGUUAUGACGGGUCUUUCUGCAGCGCGGGAAAAUCCACCCUAGCUAGUUUUGAACGACGGGCUAAGUUUUCGGAAACUUUUAGAAAGUAUUAUCUCUCCAAAGCGGACAGCCAUGGACGCUUCGGAGGUCGAGUUCCUCGCCGAGAAGGAGAUGGUGAAGAUAAUACCCAAUUUUAAUCUCGACAAGUUAUAUUUAAUCGGGGGAGAUUUGGGUCCUUUUAACCCCGGCCUGCCCCUGGACGUGCCUGUGUGGCUGGCACUCAACCUGAAACAGAGGCAGAAGUGUAGAGUCGUUCCUCCUGACUGGAUGGAUGUUGAGAAACUUGAGGACAUGCGGGAGGUGGAGAGGAAGGAGGAUACCUUCACGCCGGUCCCCAGUCCGUACUACAUGGAGCUGACCAAGCUGCUGUUGAACCACGCUUCCGACAACAUCCCCAAAGCUGACGAGAUCCGCACGCUGGUCAAAGACAUCUGGGACACGCGCCUCGCUAAACUCCGCCUGUCUGCUGACAGCUUCAUCAGUCAGCAGGAAGCUCAUGCUAAGCUGGACAACUUGACUUUGAUGGAGAUCAACACCAUCAGAGGGUUCCUCCUGGAGUCGCUCAACUGCAUGUACAAGCUACGCUCCAACCUGCAGCCGGGGUCCAGUAAGGACUAUUGAAGGAUACAUCCUGCUGAUUCAGUCCUUGUUGAGGUCAGGCUGGGACAGCACUGUCGGACUUCUUUUUUUUAACCCCGGGCAUCACCCUUCAGAAUUUAGCUCCUGGCAUAGUUAUCGACGAUAUUUGGCCAAAGAUAUUGCAUGUUGAUGACACGUUCUAGCUAGCAAAUGACCACAUCCUCGCUAACGUCCCGCCACAGUGUUAGUCGUUAAAGGCCUACUGAAACCCACUACUACCCACCACGCAGUCUGAUAGUUUAUAUAUCAAUGAUGAAAUAUUAACAUUGCAACACAUGCCAAUACGGCCUUUUUAGUUUACUAAAUUGCAAUUUUAAAUUUCCCGGGAGUUUCGUCUUGAAAACAUGUAAUGAUGACGUGUACGCAAGACGUCACGGGUUUUUAGGAAAUAUGAGUGCUACGCACACACACAGCUAAAUGUCGUCUGCUUUAACACCAUAAUUAUACAGUUUUUUGGACAUUUGUGUUGUUGAAUCUUUUGCAAUUUGUUCAAUUAAUAUGGAGAAGUCAAAGUAGAAAGAUGGAGUUGGGAAGCUUUAGCCUUUAGCCUUUAGCCACACAAACACACAGUGAUUCCUUGUUUAAAAUUCCCGGAGGGGAAAAUUUACUGUGGAUCAGAGCGCUGUCAAGCCAACAUGAGACAUAUCAGAUUGUUGGUGGCUUUAUUUUGUACCUUUCGCGUUCAUAUUUCAGUGUUUGUUGCAUUUUUGUCGCGUUUCACUCGAUUGUAAAAUAUGUUGAUCGAGAGGGGAUAUGACAUAUAUUUUGUCAAUAUUCAGUGUUUUAUCGUUCAUAGAAAAAGUUAAAAUUCUAUUAUGUUUUUCAAGGCGGUCUGUCAUAACGUUUUUAGCAUUCAAUCAGAUGUUAUUGUGAGGUUUUAUAUUAGUGUUCCUAAUAAUAGAUAUACCGGCCCCAAGACACAUUUUUUUCUUUAAAUGUGGCCCCCCAGUCAAAAUAAUUGCCCAGGCCUCUGCCGUAGGAGGAUUCAAGAAGACAUGAUAACUUCUAAGCUAGCGCGCAUGAAUGUAAACGGGUGGCGGAUGGAUACAAAUUUCAACAAUAACUAUACUAACUUAUGAUCGAUACUGCAAUGAUUAAAUCGAUGAUUUUACUAUCACAACAUUGGUUUAUUUUGUAGUUAUUAUGGUUUACAAACUCAGGAAAUGACGAACUGGACACACUAAGGCUUUAAACACAAAUAAAUGAUUUACAUAAGAUUCAACAGUAGUUCUUGUUUAUGUUUAGUUAUUUGCACUGUUGGCUUUAUUUUGGUCCAAAUAUGUCAAAAAGAAAAAAUAAAAUAAUUUUAAUAUUUAAUCACUAAAUUGGCCCUAGUGUGUGAAUUUGAGUGUGAAUGUUGCCUAUCUGUGUUGGUCCUGUGAUGAGGUGGCGACUUGUCCAGGGUGUACGCCCGAUUGCAGCUGAGAUGGGCUCCAGCGAAUGUCUCUGAUACUUGGUUAGGAUUCAGGUCAAAACAUGUAAAUGGAGUAUUAUUAGCAUGUAAAAAAAAAAUGUUUAUUUAGCUGGCUUAAUGGACGCAAUUUAUUUAUUUUACAAUUAGUGCAUAAAAAACAAAAACAUGUGUUCUUGUCUUACACAAAGAUUGUGAAUGAAAGGCAAAAGUCCAAAAAAGUGCAUUUCCUUUUUAACAGGAGUGAAGACAGAACCAUGCUGCAACAGAAACUAACCAAACACAGUAUUAACAAUAAAUUAGUAAGUGAAUAAAUAGUUUUGAGAAAAAAAUACAACCAGAAAUGAGGCAGUAUGUUAUUGAAUACGUCAGCGGCCAAGUUAGGAGCCAUUUUAACCUGUUUUGAAAUGCUUCAAUCAUAGUGCAAAUAUUUUAUUUAUACAUAAAGGUGAUAUAGAUUUUAGGCCAAAUCGCCCAUCCCACCCUAAUGUUCAUGUUAUAAAAGAAUGGCUUAUGACUGUGAUAAUAAACACAUAUAAUUACCUGACACAAAUCAAAUCAGACAUUUUGGAAAUAUUUUAUUUUCUUUUUUUGUCUGAAAUCACAGCCAUAUAUUCAUAAAUACCUAAUUACUACAUUCAACAAAGAAUAUAUUACAUUACAAUGGGUUCAAACGAACAUUUCUGAAAACAGGAUUCACAGCAUCUAGACAUCCUCCACUGGUGCUAUUUUUGCGUGGCCAUGCGCGGGUGGUGAUAUAGAGGGGGGCGGGGCUUCUACUGUAGUUUACCCAGGCCUUCCAACCAAUAGGCUGCAGCGUUCUGGCUGAACUGACAUGAAUGAGAAAGAGUUGAGCUCCAUGCAAGUUCGAUCACUGACUGAAAAGAAAGGAGGCACUUAUUCAUCGACUGAUAAUGUCUGCGCAUUUCCUAAAUUGAAGUAUUGAAAUUCUCGCAAGUUGAUGGAAAGUGUUCAAGUCGGCGAGGAAGUUGUCAAUUUUGUCACAAUUUGGCAAGUGAUUGUUCAAUUGAAUGUAGCAUGACUGGCAUUUUUAGGCUUUUAGCUUAUUCCUAUUGUGGCCCUGUGUUUUGUUUUGGCUAAAUCAUUUCAAAUGCAAUUGGCACUGGGCCCUUCAUGGUGGUGGAGAAAAGGCGGAGGCUUGUCACUUAAUGCUAUAUGAGAUGAGGAGUCUUCAGGAAAUUAAGCUGGUGGCUUUACUUCAUGUUUUUGAAACAAACAAAAAAAAAAAAGGCAAGUAAAAAAACAAACUGUCAAGUCAGCGGCACGGACA